AUGGCAACUCGUUUGUUUGCUGACCCUACAGCUAUAAAUUUCUAUGGUGAAAUAAUUGAAAAAGAAAAAGUUUGCCGAGCACGAUGGUUUGAGAAGAAUCCGAGGGUACACUCCGCAAUUACUUUGAACAGGAAAGGUAAAAACUACUCUGCUACUGACGUCCAAAGAUGUCGUAUAGAUGGUACUAUGGCGAUUUUAGUGAAGAACCAUACUGCCAGCCUUGAUAAUCGGUACAAAUUGCCCCCUCGAGACAUUGACCUGGUGAAGCUAGACAAUAUGAAAGAAAGUGUACCAUGUAUGAAACCAAUACCAGAAGAAAUAAAGAAGUUAAUACACACAGAUCAUAGGAAGGUUUAUUUAAAAAGGCGUUAUGCUGAAUCUCCAGCUAAAAGGUACAAUUUCAUUGAGUGUACCAGUUGGUUACAUGGAUGGCAAAUUGAUCCAAGAAUAUUGAAGGGUUCGGCUUAUGGAAAAAGGUAUUCGCUUACGUAUGUCAAAGGCUUGGGACCUGAGGCAGAUCCGCCACAUUAUCGGGACUGUAAGGAUAUCUCUAAUUUAUGCACACAGUUUACUCAAUACGCUAAAGUCAACGAAAAAAAUUGA
Spodoptera littoralis (African cotton leafworm) is the source of this 603-nucleotide messenger RNA. Lineage: Eukaryota; Metazoa; Arthropoda; Insecta; Lepidoptera; Noctuidae. The record is from the annotation of a GenBank genome assembly.